This is a messenger RNA of Xiphias gladius (swordfish), 1661 nucleotides long. RefSeq names its product flocculation protein FLO11-like. Lineage: Eukaryota; Metazoa; Chordata; Actinopteri; Istiophoriformes; Xiphiidae. The coding region runs from base 105 to 1085 and encodes 326 amino acids. The transcript has 5 exons. The record is from RefSeq and is a predicted model, not a curated record.
CUCUGGUCCCGGGUCCCGAGUCCCGAGUCCGGACCCUGCGAAAUGACCCGGAGGAGCUUCUCCCGAGCGAGCGCUCCUACCGGCGACAGCUCACGUCUGCACAGAUGUUCUUCCUCUCCGCGCUCGGUGGGAUCCAUCCACAGACCGGAUCACCUUGUCUUCGGGACGCCUCCGCUGUGAUCGGGAUGCCCACUCAGAAAGAAUGCCACGUUUGUAAGAAAAAAAUUGGGGUAGCCAGCAAGACGUGCGGGCACUGCGGUGCCAAGCAGCCGUACAAGCAAAAGCUGGAGAAGAUAAAGAAAAAACUCGCCCACGGCUGGAAGGAGAGGCAGAAAAAAAACAGCAGCGUCAACAAAGUAUACGAUGCCACAAAUCUGCUGCUGCACAAGUGGGAACUUCUGGAGCGACAUCCGAUGCUCCUUCUCGCCAGGAGAACCACGAACGGGUUUUUAGCUGAGUGCUUCUGUCCGUGGCAAAUGAAUGCACAAGAUACCAAAGAUGCCCUAGUCACGAUAAAGAGGAUUUAUGAAAGUCUUCUCAACGUGACGGUGCCAGCUGAGCCGGCAGCCGAGAUGGGGGGGCCUCCGGCAGCGGACGGCGAGGAGCCUCCGGCCACUCAGACAGAGACUCCGCCACCGGACCAGCAUGUCCUCCCGGCCAACACCGAUUCCACCGCCGCACCUCUGCUCAGACCAGAGUUGGACACCGAAUUCACCUUUGUGCUCAGUCCCGGGUCCUCGUCCCUGGCCUCUCCUGUGCCCUCCUCCUCCCAGAUCCCUCCUGAUUCCUCCCCCUCCUCCCUGACCCGUCCUGUGUCCUCAGCCUCCCCAACCCCUCCAGUGUCCUCCUCCCUGGCUUCGCCCGUGUCAUCAGCCCUUUCUGUUUCUUCCAAGCUGUCCUCUCCCGUGUCCACUCGGCUGGACACCCCUGACUCACUAUCGUCCUCGUGGAAAAGAGCGCAAGCGAGAAGGAAACUAGACCCCAGCGGUACGUGUGGGUUUAUCAGCGUAGUGCCCCAUUCACCAAGGCUCCAGCAGCUUCCCCUACAAACAGAUACUGGGGGAAAGAAUCAGGGAGGUUUGUAAUCCAGAAACGCUUUUCCAAUUACUAGAAGAGUCAUAAAGCGAUGAUACGACCACCCCUGUGGAAUCACACAGUAUAAUGGCCCAAGAGAAAUCAUUCUAAGUCAUGAUUCUUUGUGUCAGCAGAGGGUUUUAGCUGGUCCAUAGCCAAAGACUGCAGGUACCGCCGGAGAAAAGUCCCUGUGCCAAUUGUUGAGUGAUGGUGUGAUUUCAAAAUGUCAGUUCGGCUUGAGAACGAUUCCUGUAAAGCUGGGUGUCGGUUUUCAACCACUCAUUUUACGAAGCAAAGUCUCGCUUCAUAAAUUCAUAAGUUUUGAGUGUGAAACGUUAUUGGUGACCAUGGUAGUAUAGCAGUUUGCCAGAAUUAAAAAGUCAAGACCCACAGUUUCUACAUCAGUAUUUGUACAUUAGUAUUAAUAUAUGUAAAUAAACUGCCCCCUGAUUUUUGAAAGCUUUAUAUGUGAUGGAGUCAGUCCUCCUUUACAGUUCAGAAGCAUGUACAGUAUGUCAGUCUGCCUUCUAUGCUUAUUUGUUGAGAGAAAAUGUGGUGACAUUUUUUUUUUUCCCCUUUCUGUCUUC